GGCGAGGAACUUUUGAAACUCAGCGCAGCGUCUAAAACUACGAUGGAAGAUAAAAAAGAGCCUGGUAUAUCCCUGAGAGGAGCUUUCCUAGAGAAAGCAUGGCGGCCACGAGAAAGUUGGACUGCAAAGAUCUGCACGCUUACUUGAAAACCUUACACACGUCCAUCCUAGACAGACUCUACAGCCACCCCGCGACAUGCUUAGCGGUGUUUAGAGAACUGCCGGAGCUGGGUCGCCACUAUGUGAUGAGAAUUUUGUUUGUGGAGCAGCCAGUUUCCCAGACGGUUGUGGGUCAGUGGAUCUCAAACAAGCACCAGGAGGAGCAUCGGUUUGCAGUCAAGUCUCUGUCGGAUCUGAGGGUGUGGCAUGACCAGCCCCUCCCCGGGGGGAUGCCUGGCUGGCUCCUUAAUCACACAUUCCGAAAAAACCUGAAGAUUGCCUUGCUGGGAGGUGGUGACCCCUGGACCGGUGGAGGUCCACUGCCGCAGGACAAACAUGCCAAGGAUGUCUCGUUCCUGGACAAAUACGCCCUGGAGAGAUGGGAGUGUGUGCUUCACUUCAUGGUGGGGUCGUCCGAGGGGACAGACGGUGUCAGCAAAGACAUCAUUGACGUGCUGCUACACAGUGGACUUAUGAAGGAGGAGACGUCCGAGCCGCUGCCAUCCAUCUCCCCAGCGGGCUUCCAGUUCCUGCUGCUUGAUACAGGCUCCCAGGUGUGGUUCUUCAUGCUGCAGUACCUCGAGUCAGUGGAGGCUCGAGGGAUGGAUCUCGUGGAGUGUUUAUCAUUUUUGUUCCAGUUAAGUUUUUCCACACUAGGAAAGGAUUAUUGCACUGAGGGGAUGAGUGAAUCUCAGCUGAAAUUCUUGCAGCACCUCAGAGAGUUUGGACUGGUCUAUCAGCGUAAGAGAAAAUCUCAAAGAUAUUACCCCACCCGUCUGGCAAUCAAUAUAGCAUCGGGACUGACGACUUUCAACACUGACAGCCAUUCAUCAGGGUACCUGGUCGUCGAGACAAACUACAGAGUGUACGCUUAUACAGAUUCUCCACUACAGACGGCACUGUUGGCUUUAUUCUGUCAAAUGUUAUACAGAUUCCCUAAUAUGGCUGUUGCCAACUUGUCCCGAGACAGUGUCAGGGCGGCCCUUACGAGGGGAAUAACAGCCGAGCAGAUAAUCAACUUCCUGCGCAGCCAUGCUCACCCUGAGAUGAUGAAGACAACCCCUGUGAUACCCCUGACGGUGUGUGACCAGGUACGCCUCUGGGAGCUUGAGAGAGACCGUUUCAAGUUCACUGAUGGUGUCAUGUACAACCAGUUCCUGUCUCAAAAUGACUUUGAGUUGCUCAGGGACUAUGCACAAGAUCUGAACGUCCUCGUCUGGGACAAUCCAAGUAAAAGAGUGAUGAUUGUCUCACGAGGGGGACAUGACGAUGUCAAACGAUUCUGGAAGAGACAGAAGCAAUCGUGACACUGGUCCAAGUCAAAACAUAGCCUUUAUACAGCCUUUGAAAGAGAGAAUGUUGGAUGGAAACUCAGCAGUGCUGACACUGGCCCCGUUAGGUGUACACCCAGGUUACAAUAUGUCCCAACGCAAGAGCUCACCAAAUUCGAUCGGGUGGUCAGACUCGAUGAUUUUGUUGAUAUCUUUGAAAUACUGUUCAAAGUGGUGAUAAAACCUACUGCAGGCCGAACUUCCUCUUGGAUGCCAGGGUUGAGUCAAUUCUUUGUCCUCCGGUGACUGUUGGAACUGUGACCAGUUUGUUAUCAAUAAGAAUGUGAGCCCGGUGACUCCUCCAGAACGACUUGGCUCCCGUCGCCCAGUGGUCUAAGGCGCCGA
Messenger RNA from Haliotis rufescens (red abalone), 1835 nucleotides. Its product is annotated as general transcription factor IIH subunit 4-like. Gene Ontology annotation, cellular component: transcription factor TFIIH holo complex; transcription factor TFIIH core complex. Lineage: Eukaryota; Metazoa; Mollusca; Gastropoda; Lepetellida; Haliotidae. The record is from RefSeq and is a predicted model, not a curated record. Gene Ontology annotation, biological process: nucleotide-excision repair. The coding region runs from base 99 to 1466 and encodes 455 amino acids. Gene Ontology annotation, molecular function: double-stranded DNA binding; ATPase activator activity. The transcript has 14 exons.